AUAUAUAUAUUUCACCUCUAAGUCAUCGAAUUUUCUAGGUCAUAACAUUUGUGUCAGUCUCUGCGGUCCUAUAGCUAUCAGAGAUGGUCCCUAAUUUAGAGAAUAUCCAAUCCUAUAAAUGCUUUUGCUUUUACUAAAGGCUAUGGCAGCUUUUGUUUUACAGUCCACCCAAUUAAAAAGUGCUCAUUCCUUCCCAUAACAUUGUUUCUAGGUUACCAGCAUAUAAGAUAUACAUGCACAAUAAUAACUUUACAAAAAUGAUCUGCUAACUUGCUGUGUGUGUUGGCUUCUAUGGUCAUCUUUUGUCUGUGUUAGCUAAUUGCACUGUUUAUUGUGCUGCACAUGUUCUUCUGUUCCACUGUAUGCCAUUUUGAUGUUCUAUUAUGACUAAGAAAAAAAGAUCUGAAUUUAACAAAUAACACACAGGCCUAUUUUUUUCAAUAUCCUACUACAAUUUACCAGGAUUGACAAAAUCCUAUUUUUAUCGCAUUUAUUUUAAUCACUAAUUAGUCAAACAUGAUUGCACCUGAAUUUGAUCCUGAAAAUAUGACUAUAAUAUUUUCCCUUAAAGCUUUUAAGCAAUUAACAUAAUGCAGGCAGUAAUUGUAUUUUAAUUUCAGUGGCUAAAUAAGGAGGUAGGCAUAUCAGUUCCAGCUGAAACUUGGAUUGGAAUCUGUGCUUCAUGUGCAGCAAUAGAUCUCUCCGCGCAGCAGGCAGCCUGCUUGCUUCAGCAUCAACAUUCCAUAAGGCCGUUGGGACAGAGCACCGGGCAGGCUACACAACAACACAGCUGGAAAAGAAUGACAGUUUCUCAAUGUACACCAAAAAUAUAUAUAUUUGACUGCUAAGUGGUAGUCCCUGUUCUCCGGCAUUCUUGCGGUGGUUUGUUAGGGAAAAGAACGUCAAGGAAAGGUUCGCUAGCUAGCUAACUUUAUCUCUCUGGCUAACCCUCCGUUGACAUGGUAAGUUUUCAUUUUGAUAAAUGUUUAGUCAAUGACAGUAAAUGUGCGUGUAUGUGUGUUCUCUCUCUGUGUGUGUGUGUUCUCUCUCUCUCUGUGUGUGUGAGUGUGAGUGUGAGAGAGAGAGAGAGAGAGAGAGAGAGAGAGAGAGAGAGAGAGAGAGAGGGGGUUGAUGAGUACACAUAUAAGAAACAUUGAUUGCGUGUGUGAGACACUGUAAGCUAGUCUAAUUCUUGAAAUGUGUACCCCCCCAUAUGGAUUUUAAAAAAUUCUUGAUUCAUCAGAGUUCCUUGUAUUUUUUUGUAUUUGACAAUAGGAUACAUUUUGCUAUACCUGCUCCCCCUCAACACUCAUUCACACGUUGCACCUGUCAACUGCCUUUUUCAAUUUUUGAUUCUCUUUUUUUUUGCAGGAAUCUUCCCACUGGGCACACACUAGUUGAAUCAAUGUUUCCACAUCUUUGAAAUGAAAUUACGUUGAACCAGCGUGAGCUAGACGUUGGAUUAACGUCUGCUCCCAGUGGGGUCCAGCUUGGAUGGAAGGGUAGAGGUGGUAACAAAGGAAAGAAGUACAGAAGUUACCCAGCCUGCUGACUAAGACAUUUAAAUAGCCUAUCUCUCGCUCUCCAUCUGUCUGCCUGACUGCCAGAUUGCUGAGGGGCAACAUAGUCAAUGUACUUGCUAGGCUAACUUAGUGAAGACCUUAGGCAAUGGUUAAUCAUGAUUUGUCUCUGUCUUUAAAGUUCCUGAAACAUGUCAAUGACGUUAUGCACGGCUUCUACACCAGUGCUUGGCCACACACUCAGUUACCAGUGACCUAUUCUACUACAUCCCAGGGAUAGGAGAGAGCAGACCAACCCGUCUUUAAAUCUAUAAUCAUUGACAGUUUUGUGUGGAAAAUGUUGUUUUUGUCUAUUUGAUACUCUGAUAUUCAAUGUGAAUUGAUUCCUACUAAUCAGCUUUGUAAGAGCUAGGUUUGUACUAGCUAUGCUGAUGAUCGUUAACAUUUUUUCAUUAAAUCACUGAGACUGGAUUCCCCAAGAGACAUGCUAUUCAGCUGCCCAUGAUUGCCUGAGUGCAAAACCGUUGUUCUGAUUCAAGAGAUACCUACCUCCCUUGAUUGAUGACCAAUGAAUUAAUGUUCCACUUCAAUAUAAGGGCCAGAGGAGCAAGCAUGCCUUUGCUACCACUAGUGUGUGCUCUUCAUUGUAGUUGUUUGUGGUGACCAUGUUCUGGGCCCUAUACUUGUAUGACAGAGACCUGGUGUACCCCAGACUUCUGGACAACUUCAUACCCCAGUGGCUCAACCAUGGCAUGCACACCACCGUCCUCCCCUUCAUCAUCAUUGAGAUGAGGACCACGCACCACCAGUAUCCCAGCAGGCCUUGUGGACUGAUAGCUGUGUGCAGCUUCGCUGUGGGAUAUGUUCUAUGGAUGUGCUGGGUGCAUCAUGUGACCGGCGUGUGGGUCUACCCCCUGUUGGAGCAGAUCAGUCCCCUGGCGAAGGUGGCCUUCUUCUCCUGCCUCACUGUCCUGAUUAACAUCUACUACGUCCUGGGAGAGGUCCUCAACAGCUACAUCUGGGACGGCUCCAAAUGUGUUAUAGACACAGACAAGGCUAAAGCUGACUGAAGGCCAUUGCGGAGUAGGAACACUGCAUUGUGGGUCGCUGCAAAGACAGGCCCAAUCCCAACCCGGACAGCAUAAUAACAACCUCUAUGUAAAUAAAUUAUUUAAAAAAUAUGUGGGAAUAUGAUCAGAUUUUUUUCUCUUUUGAAAAUAUCCUUUUGGGCUUUUAAAGUGCUGAGUCCUCCUCUUGAAGUUGUUGGACUGUAGCUAAGACCUGAGAUGCCUGUUUCCCGUCAAUGACAAGGUGGGAUAUGAAUUCACCACUUUGCUAUGGACUAGGAGGCAUUACGAUGACAUUACAUUUACUCACGUAUUAGUAUUUACUAUUUAAUCAUCCUGUUUAUCCAUCUCUACGACUCAAGUAUUAUCUGAACACCGAGUAUACUGCAUUAAAUGGAAUGAACUUAUUGCUAUGGGUGUGAUAUUAAUCUUAAGAUGCUUAGGCACUCCGGCAGAGUUAGCAAAAGCCAUGUAUCAGGAUUAGCUUUCUCUUCUUUUUCUCCCUUUUCACUGGAGAGCUUUCUAGCGAGGGCAUGUCGCCUACAGAGUGGCAUGAAUGACAGCCUUUUCCUGGUUGUGUAGUGUCUAACAGCUGUACCAUAGAAUGUUAUUUUCUAGGACAGCCAGACUUGUGAGCUCCACUGUUCAAAAUUACCCUUUCUUGUUUUUAUGUUUUUGUAAAAAGGGAUGACAGCGUUUGACUCUUGAAGUGUGUAUGGUCUUUCAAUAAAAAGGUGUUAAGUUAUUUCGAGCGAGUCAGAUGUGUGUGUGUGUGUGUGUCAGUCAGAGUCUCACUACAGCUCUUCUCUUCAAUUAAAAAGAAAA
Messenger RNA from Oncorhynchus kisutch (coho salmon), 3412 nucleotides. RefSeq names its product androgen-induced gene 1 protein-like. Bases 2186 to 2590 code for a protein of 134 amino acids. The record is from RefSeq and is a predicted model, not a curated record. Lineage: Eukaryota; Metazoa; Chordata; Actinopteri; Salmoniformes; Salmonidae. The transcript has 7 exons. Gene Ontology annotation, cellular component: endomembrane system; membrane.